CCUGGAAAUUUAUUGGUGAUUUGGACAUUUUUGAAGGUUAAACGUCUCCGUGUUAAUCAUAACGUUUUCGUUGUGUCUCUGGCAUUCGUCGACACCGUUAUAAUUGGUUAUUUACUGCCAAAUAACGUAGCAUCACUUCUGCGGGGAGUAUGCCCGAUUUCGAGAAAUAUGUGUCUAUUGAAUGGAAUUAUAGCUCAUAUAUGUUUUUCAACAAGCGUUCAAACGAUUAUGGUGAUAGCAAUCAAUAGGUUUGUUAAAAUUUGCUGCACAACAAAAUAUGAUAUGAUAUUUGAUAACAGAAAGAUGGUAUUAAUACUCGUGUAUACCUACAGCGUUGGCCCAAUAUUCCUUGUGCCUUUGUUGGUAAUGGGUGACAGUCAACUGGUGUACGACGCAACGUUGCAAAUGUGCAUAUUUGACCGAUAUGGGAAUUGGAGAUGCACAACAAUAUACCAAACACUGUGUCUGGCCCUACCGAUUCUGAUUACAGCGUACUGCUACUGCAGUGUAUAUCGGACUGUGAUGAAGACACGUUCACAGGUUAUGCAGCGCUUUUGGAACAACGGCUUGCAAAAACGACGCAUCCAACACGAACUAGUCGUGACGCGAUCGCAAUUCGCCAUAUUUAUAGCUUAUCUGGUCCUGUAUAUACCGUUUGGAGUGACUGCAGUUUUCGUCACUGACAGACUGUCCGUGCCAGUAUCUCUACAUGCAGCUGGUAUAUAUCUGUGUUAUCUCAAUAGCUGUAUUAAUGGUUUGAUUUAUGGGCUCCUAAACAAAAACAUACAGCAAGCCUAUCGAGAGGCCCUCCCUUGCUUCAGAAGAAAACAUAAUGUGAUAGCCGUCCAACCCUUUCUGCCAAAAGAUUCCUAUAAAGUGAGAAAAAAGGCAGUUUCAACACAGACUGAAUCGUGUGUAUAAAUAAUAAUCACACAUUCAAUCCAAACCUCACAUUAUGGUGUAUGUAGUAAUGCUAUUAUUUUGGUACUCGUAAUCAGCUGCAAACGAAAGAUUCAUGGGAAUUUAGUACGCCUUAUUCUAAUACUUGUUCAAUUUUUCAUUAAGAGUGGUCUUGCUACGUUUGGUUGAUUUGCUUAUGGAAUCAUACUUGUCUUUGCUAAAAUAUAUAUAUUUGUAAUGUGAUGAUAACACUAUCAUAAAACAUUACUGAUGGGGGUUUCAUGUUUGUAAAACGCGGUCGUGCAAUUUAGUUUAAAGAUUGUUUGGCUACGUGAGCUUACGAUUGUGAUAUGGAACGAAUAAAUCUAUGGGUUGUGUGUUAUAAAGAUGACAUUUUGUUGUGCAUUUGCUACAUCAUAUACCGCUAUCAGCAUGAAAUGUUUGUGUUAUUGCUUUGAUAGUUUCUACUGUACGUUAAGUUUGGCACAAAGAACUGGUUUUGUGAUAGGGGUUGUUUGCACAAAAUAAAUAUCCCCGUUAGCAAAUAUUGCGAUCAUUGCAGGAGCCAAUGGUGGUUUCAACGUGAUGUCAUAAAGAAGCAAACUCGCAAUAAUUCUAUCAGUGAAAACAGAUGUCUUACAUUUUAAAAUUCUGCAAUAUUUAUAAACAGCUUCAUGGUAUAGUAUUCAAUGUGAUUGGAUGCUCUUACAUAGAGUUAGUGUAAAGUUCCUUCCAUGAAGCUGAGGGGUGCUCGUUUAUUGAUUUGAAUUUAACCUCUGCGUCUCUAUAA
Messenger RNA from Mizuhopecten yessoensis (Yesso scallop), 1690 nucleotides. Its product is annotated as melatonin receptor type 1A-A-like. The coding region runs from base 169 to 921 and encodes 250 amino acids. The record is from RefSeq and is a predicted model, not a curated record. Gene Ontology annotation, molecular function: G protein-coupled receptor activity. NCBI's taxonomy places the organism in Eukaryota, Metazoa, Mollusca, Bivalvia, Pectinida, Pectinidae. Gene Ontology annotation, biological process: G protein-coupled receptor signaling pathway. The transcript has a single exon. Gene Ontology annotation, cellular component: membrane.